Molecule: messenger RNA, 2283 nt
Organism: Strongyloides ratti
Lineage: Eukaryota; Metazoa; Nematoda; Chromadorea; Rhabditida; Strongyloididae
Product: Potassium voltage-gated channel, KQT-like subfamily, member 1
Exons: 9
Coding region: 1-2283 (760 amino acids)
Biological process (GO): transmembrane transport; potassium ion transport
Cellular component (GO): membrane
Molecular function (GO): voltage-gated potassium channel activity
Source: RefSeq, a predicted model, not a curated record
AUGGCAAACCUAUUAAAACCAACUACUCAAACACCUUUUUUUCAUGAUGAAUACAGUAAUUGUAAUGAAAAAAAAACAACCUCCUCCGAUAAUAAUCAUGAAUUUAAAUUAGAGUGCAAAGAAGAAAACAUUGAAACCAAUGAAGAAAACAAUAACAAAAAUAAGAAGGAUAAUUAUGACGUUAAAAUAAAAAUAUCUAGCGAACCACAAAAAUUUAAUAAAUGUCAUCGAUUAAAAAUACCAUCAUUUAAUGAUCAUAUUAUUGAUGAAAAUGAAGAAGAUGCAAAUAAAGAAAAAAUUAAAAAAGAAAGAUUAAAUAUGGUUGAAACAUAUCUUAAUUUACAAGAAAGUCAAACAUUAUUAGUUGGUGAAAAUGGUAUCGGAAAGAUGUUUGAAAAUCGUUUUCGAAGUAUUAGGGAUAGAAAAGCUGCAAAACCAACAUGGAAAGGAAGAAUAUAUAAUUUUUUGGAAAGACCAACAGGAUGGUUAUGUUUUACUUACCAUUUUUUAGUAUUUCUAUUGGUACUUAUAUGUUUGAUAUUAAGUGUUUUAUCAACUGUUGAAAAUUAUACAAAACAAUCUGGAGAAAUAUUAUUUAUUAUGGAAUUACUUUUAGUAAUAUUUUUUGGUUCAGAAUAUAUUGUAAGAUUAUGGUCAGCUGGAUGUCGUUCCAAGUACAUGGGUCUUACAGGUCGUUUAAAAUUUGCCCGAAAACCAAUUUCACUUAUAGAUUUGAGUGUUGUAUUAGCAAGUAUUUUUGUAAUUGUGGUUGGUAGUGAAGGUAAAGUAUUUGCAACUAGUGCUAUUAGAGGAGUAAGAUUUUUACAAAUCCUUAGAAUGCUUCAUGUUGAUAGACAAGGUGGAACAUGGAGAUUACUUGGAUCUGUUGUAUUUAUUCAUCGACAAGAGCUUAUAACAACAUUAUAUAUUGGUUUUUUGGGACUUAUUUUUUCUUCUUAUUUUGUUUAUUUGGCAGAAAAAGAACAAAUAACACCUGAUGGAAAAACAACAUUUACAAGUUACGCUGAUGCAUUAUGGUGGGGUGUUAUAACAAUGACAACUAUUGGUUAUGGUGAUGUUGUACCACAAACAUGGUUAGGUAGAGUUGUUGCAUCAUGUUUUGCAAUUUUUGCAAUAUCAUUUUUUGCUUUACCAGCUGGAAUCUUAGGAUCAGGGUUUGCUCUAAAAGUACAACAAAAACAACGUCAAAAACAUUUUAAUAGGCAAAUUCCAGCAGCAGCAACAUUAAUACAAUGUUCUUGGAGAUGUUAUGCUGCUGACAAACAGUCGCAAUUAAAAGCUACAUGGCAAGUUCAUAUUGAUCCUAUUGGUCAAAAAAAGAAAGAUAUUAUAAAUAAUGGUAGAAAAAUGAAUAAUGGUAAAAGAGGUGGCAGAAAACAAAGUAAUUUUUUUAAAAAAAGUGGAACUAAUAUGAUUACUUCACAAAAACAUCAAUCAAAUGAAUGUAUUAAUAAUAUUAUAAAUACUACAAAUUUUAAUAUAAUUAAUAAUAAUAAUAAGGAUAAACGAAAUUUUUCUCUUGUUCCUAAAAAAAAAUUAAGUUCAUUGGAUAACAAAAAUGAAGAAUUUGAAGGUGAAGGUGAAGAGAAUAAUGAUUUACAAUCAUUGACGACAUUUCGUCAUAUUAAUGAAUUAACUGAAGCACAUAAAAAUGCCAUUAGAGCUAUUCGUAAAAUUAAAUAUUUUGUUGCAAGACGCCAAUUCCAACAAGCUAGAAAACCUUAUGAUGUAAGAGAUGUAAUAGAACAAUAUUCACAAGGACAUUUAAAUAUGAUGGUUAGAAUUAAAGAACUUCAAAGACGUCUUGACCAAACAUUAGGAAAACCUGGACAGCAUUAUGGAAGGAAAUCUCAACCAAUGACAAUAGGAAAUCGUCUUUCAAAAGUUGAAUUACAGUUAAAUACUGUAGACCAUAAGAUAGAUAAAAGUUAUAAGAUAAUGGAAAAUAUUUUAAAAUUACUUCAACAAGAUUUUUUACAAAAAAAUCUUCUGUUACCACUACCAAAUUUUACAACAGAACCUAGUAUUUCAUCAUCAAUAUCAAUAAGAAAUGAUGAAAUGGCAAAUGAAAUAAAAACUGACUAUCAAUCAAUGAUAAGUCUUUUAACUCCAAGUAAUCCUUCUAGAAGAGAAUCAUUUGAAGAGGAAGAAUCAUCUACAUCAAAAGAUAUGUCACAAACUUACUCACCGGAUGAAUUUUUAAAAACAUCGCGUGACAAAGAUAUUUCUAACAAAUAUAGAGAAAGAUUACACAGUGAAUAA